AUGGCAGCCACCAGCGUGAAAGAGAGCAUUCCUUUCGAGAAGAGAGCGGCCGAAGCAACAAGGAUACUGGCGAAGUAUCCUGAGCGGAUUCCGGUCAUUUGUGAGAAAGCACCGACGUGCACUCUCCCGGAGAUCCAGAAGAAGAAAUUUCUCGCCCCGUCGUCGAUGCUGUGUUGGGAAUUCAAGGGCAUCGUCCUGAACAACAUUCACCAGGUUCAGCUAGCAGCGGGGGGAGCUAUGUCAUCAACGGAAGUGAUCUAUCUGCUGGCUGGCAACAAGGCCACAAAGACCGGCGCGCCGCUGGCAGAAAUCUACGAGAACCACAAAUCCGAUGAUGGCUUCCUGUACAUGACAUACACAGCCGAGAACACCCUGGGUGCCUGA
This is a messenger RNA of Symbiodinium sp. CCMP2592, 384 nucleotides long. NCBI's taxonomy places the organism in Eukaryota, Dinophyceae, Suessiales, Symbiodiniaceae. The record is from the annotation of a GenBank genome assembly.